Messenger RNA from Hemicordylus capensis (graceful crag lizard), 3481 nucleotides. It is a transcript of the gene DHX36, whose product is annotated as DEAH-box helicase 36. Bases 134 to 3115 code for a protein of 993 amino acids. The record is from RefSeq and is a predicted model, not a curated record. Gene Ontology annotation, cellular component: intracellular anatomical structure; nucleus; cytoplasm. Gene Ontology annotation, molecular function: G-quadruplex RNA binding; ATP binding; DNA helicase activity. Lineage: Eukaryota; Metazoa; Chordata; Lepidosauria; Squamata; Cordylidae. The transcript is spliced from 25 exons.
CAGUCUCUGGCGGUAUAGGUCGGAAGUGACCGCUUUCGGUCGGACCGGUUUGUGUUUGUCGCUGGUUCCGUUUCCGGGGCGCUCUUGGAAUCAGCCGGUUUCCUCGCUUGCGGUGGCUAGAGCCGGUGACAACAUGAGUUACGAGCACCGACGGGAUUGGAACCGCGGGGCCGGGCCUCGCUCCUCUCAGUCAUCCACCUCCACCGGCCGUGGGGGAGGCGGCGGCGGCGGCGGCGGCGGCGGGGGAAGAGGCGGGGGUCGGGGCCGUCCCCCUCCCCACCUGAAGGGCCGAGAGAUUGGCCUGUGGUACGCGCGCAGGCAAGGCGAGAAGAGCAAAGAGGCCGAGCGGCAGCAGAGAGCUGUGGUGCGUAUGGAUGAGCGCAGAGAAGAACAGAUUGUGCAGUUGCUGAACACUGUCCAGAGCAAAAAUGAAAAAGAACAAGAAGCCAUGUCUUGGUGGUCUGAUGAGGAAGGAUACACAAAGGAAGCUCCUGUAAAACCAAAACCUGUUGUGGAAAAACCUGUUGUGGAGAAGGCUCCUGAAAAGCCUAGACCAAUCUUGGAGAAAAUGUCCCUAGAUCAAGAUUCAGCAUAUCUUUUACAAGAAAAUAAGCCAGAUAUUGAUUUGGAUGAGCAACUCAAAGAAGAAUUGAAAAAGAAACAAUUUGAUUCCAGAUAUAUUGAAAUGAAGAAAUUUCGUGAGAAACUACCUUCUUAUGGAAUGAGAAAGGAACUUGUAAGCCUCAUUAACAGUAGUCAGGUAACUGUUAUAAGUGGUGAGACUGGUUGCGGAAAGACGACUCAAGUUACUCAGUUCAUUUUGGAUGACUAUAUUGAGAGAGGGAAGGGGUCUUCUUGCCGGAUUGUAUGUACCCAGCCUAGGAGGAUCAGUGCUAUCUCUGUGGCGGAGAGAGUAGCAGCAGAAAGGGCCGAAAUGUGCGGUAAUGGAAAGAGCACAGGAUAUCAAAUUCGUCUUGAAAGCCGGUUACCAAGGAGACAAGGUUCAAUUUUGUACUGCACAACAGGAAUUGUCCUACAGUGGCUCCAGUCAGACAAGCAAUUAUCCAGUGUUAGUCACGUAAUCCUUGAUGAAAUCCAUGAGAGAAAUCUUCAAUCAGAUGUUUUAAUGACCAUUAUUAAAGAUCUCCUAAGUAUACGACUAGACCUGAAAGUAAUAUUGAUGAGUGCUACCCUGAAUGCUGAGAAGUUUUCCGAAUAUUUUGACAAUUGUCCUAUGGUCCAUAUUCCUGGCUUUACCUAUCCUGUCAAGGAGUACCUUUUGGAAGAUGUGAUUGAAAAGCUACGGUACACUCCAGAAAAUACAGAUUCUCGAUCACGUUGGAAAAAAAGGUUUCUGCAGGGGCGUGUAAGCAGGCAGGAAAAGGAAGAGAAAGAAGGAAUCUAUCAUGAACGAUGGCCAGAUUAUUUAAAGCAGUUGACAGAAAGGUAUUCAGAAAGUACAAUCGAAGCAUUAGAAAUGAUGGAUGAUGAUAAAAUUGAUCUUGAUUUGAUUGCGGCACUGAUCAGAUAUAUUGUUCUUGAGGAAGAGGAAGGUGCAAUAUUGGUAUUUCUCCCUGGAUGGGACAACAUUAGCACUCUACAUGAACUUCUCAUGUCUCAAGUUAUGUUUAAGUCAGAUAGGUUCAUCAUCAUACCUUUGCAUUCACUGAUGCCUACUGUUAACCAGACCCAGGUUUUUAAAAAGACGCCCCCUGGAGUCCGUAAAAUUGUAAUUGCAACCAACAUUGCUGAGACUAGCAUCACCAUAGAUGAUGUGGUAUAUGUUAUAGAUGGAGGAAAGAUAAAGGAAACCAACUUUGAUACACAGAACAACAUUAGCACGAUGGCUGCCGAGUGGGUUAGCAAAGCAAAUGCCAAGCAAAGGAAAGGAAGAGCAGGGAGAGUCCAGCCAGGUCAGUGCUAUCAUUUGUUCAAUGGUCUGCGUGCUAGCCUGCUGGAUGAUUAUCAAUUGCCAGAAGUCCUGAGAACGCCUUUGGAAGAACUCUGUUUGCAGAUCAAGAUUUUAAAGCUUGGAGGAAUUGCUCACUUUCUGAGCAAGCUUUUGGAUCCACCAUCACGUGAUGCUGUGUUACUGUCUAUAAAUCAUCUCAUGCAACUGAAUGCCUUGGACAGACAAGAAGAAUUGACUCCCCUUGGAGUCCACUUGGCCCGAUUACCAGUGGAGCCACAUAUAGGAAAAAUGAUUCUCUUUGGAGCAUUAUUCUGUUGCUUAGAUCCUGUUCUCACCAUUGCAGCCAGCCUCAGCUUCAAGGACCCUUUUUUCAUUCCCUUGGGUAAAGAAAAAGUGGCAGAUGCAAGAAGAAAGGAACUGUCAAAGAACUCUAAAAGUGAUCACCUUACCGUUGUGAAUGCUUUCAAGGGUUGGGAAGAAGCUCAGCGACGCGGCUUCAGGUGUGAGAAGGAUUAUUGCUGGGAGUAUUUUCUUUCUUCAAACACUUUGCAGAUGCUGCGUAACAUGAAAGGACAGUUUGCUGAACAUCUCCUUGCAGCUGGGUUUGUGAAUAGUAGAAGCCCCAGAGAUCCCAAAUCAAAUACUAAUUCAGAAAAUGAGAAGUUACUUAAAGCUGUUAUCUGUGCUGGUUUAUAUCCAAAGGUUGCAAAGAUCCGAGCAAACUUCAGCAAAAAGAGGAAGAUGGUUAAAGUUUCCACUAAAACAGAUGGAACUGUUUAUAUUCAUCCCAAAUCUGUAAAUGUUGAAGAGGCAGAAUUUCAUUACAACUGGCUUGUUUAUCAUUUGAAAAUGAGAACCAGCAGCAUAUACCUGUACGAUUGCACAGAAGUCUCUCCAUAUUGCCUCUUGUUCUUUGGAGGAGACAUUUCUAUCCAGAAGGACAAAGAUCAGGAUACAAUUGCUGUGGAUGAAUGGAUUGUAUUUCAGUCUCCAGCAAGAAUAGCACAGCUAGUGAAGGAUUUAAGAAAAGAAUUGGAUGACCUUCUACAAGAGAAAAUAGAAAACCCACAGCCUGUGGACUGGAACAAUACUAAAUCAAGGGACACUGCAGUGCUGACAGCCAUUAUAGACUUAAUCACAACACAGGAGAAUGAAGGUUCCAGAAACGUUGCCCCCCACUUCCAGAGCAAACAAUACAGUUAGCAUUAUCCCUGUGCUGCUGAAGAGAUGACAGCUCGGCCUGAUUUUUGUUGAUCAUUUAUCUUUGGGCAUCUUGUAGCUUCACUUUUAAUGUCAGUAGUUCACAAGGGCUUUCUGUGUGCUGCAUGGAGUAUAUAAAAUGCCUAUUUAAAAUACUUGCCCGUAUUGCACAGUCUAUGGUAUUAUAUAUGUCUUGUCUCUAUGCUGCUUCUUGAGAACUGUAACUUUUGUGAGGUAAAAGCUGGAUGAAAUUGAAAACGAACUGAAAACUUUUUUUACAUUCUCCCACCAUUUAUAUUAUUUUCCUGCUGUCUGUAGAGUUGCUGCUUUGAAAGCUGUAAACUAUUAAAGUCGCCACUUUGAAAACUA